Molecule: messenger RNA, 1467 nt
Organism: Portunus trituberculatus (swimming crab)
Lineage: Eukaryota; Metazoa; Arthropoda; Malacostraca; Decapoda; Portunidae
Exons: 2
Coding region: 1-1467 (488 amino acids)
Biological process (GO): DNA integration
Molecular function (GO): RNA-DNA hybrid ribonuclease activity; nucleic acid binding
Source: RefSeq, a predicted model, not a curated record
AUGGAGUACGUGUCAAGCAGGCUGUCCAAAGAAGAUCCGUGCUGUGGGCAAUGGUGCGUGCAUGGAGACCAGGCAGUGGUGUGGACCGACGCCAGCUCUAUCGCUGCCGGUGUUGUUGUGGAAACACCGCAAGGAGCUGCCAUCGAGGACGCAUGCUGGAUUAGAAGAGAUGAGAGCUCCCACAUUAACAUGGCUGAGCUGGACGCAGCAGUUCGUGGCGUCAAUCUGGCCAUCGCGUGGGGCAUGCGAACCAUCGAUCUGCGAACAGACUCUGCGACUGUCUACCGCUGGAUUGACGAUGCGCUGAGUGGCCGGGCACGUCUUCGCACCAAGGCUCAUGGGGAGAUGCUGAUUCGCCGUCGGGUAGAUGUCAUCCGGCAGCUGGUGACGGAACUUGAGCUGGUCAUGUCUGUGACGCUCGUACGCUCCUCAGAGAACCGCGCCGACGCCCUCACGCGAGUCCCAGGGGAAUGGGUGCGAGGUGACAAAGACGGAUCGGCAGUGAGUGUAGCAGCGGUAGCAGCAGCAUCAGCAGCUAGCAGUCGGGAUAGCAGCGUGGCGAGUGUCGCUGACGUUCACAUACGUGCUGGCCAUCCCGGCGUGCGACGCACACUCUUCUUUGCACGACGUGACAUCUCACGAGCAGUGACGCGUGCUGAAGCACGUGCUACUGUGCGGCAGUGUGAGAUGUUACCCACUACCUCGGUAGCGCCUACCUGUCCCUUGUCGACUGCGGGCCGUCUCGGUUCGCUGUGUGGCACACGUCGUCCAGAUGCGGACACCGUCGUCAGUCACCUGGAACAAGUCUUCUGCGAGCGAGGAGCGCCGGUGGAACUGCUCUGUGACAACGACACUGUCUUCCGAGGCCGGCGAUUCGCAGCUUUCGCGGCGCGCUGGGGCGUGUCGCUGCGCUUCAGAGGGGCAUACGCACCGUCUGGUAACGGUAUCGUGGAAAGGAACCAUCGCACGGUGAAGGUGAUAGCAGCGAGGAAGGGCUGCUCCGUUGCUGAGGCAGUCCACCUGUACAACGUGACGCCCCGGGACGAAACUGUGGCAUCAGCUCCCGUGAGUGGUAUUUACCGGUACCGAGUACGAGACUGCGUGCGGCACGAUCAGGUACAGCGUGCCGUUCACACCUCCCCUGAUGUUGCAAGGAAGAACUACACGGUUGACGAUGCAGUGUGGGUUCGGAGGCGGGGCGAGCGCUGCACCUCAGCAUCGCAGCCCGGCGUCGUCACCAGGGUGACCUCGCCGCAGGUGGUAGAGGUUGAUGGAGUCCCACGACACGUCAGGGACUUGAGACACCGCAGCAGCCUCUCAGUGAACGAAGCUGGCACUCCAGAUGAACUGGGAAUAGAAGAUGAACCUCCGCUUUAUGUUGACGCGCAAAGCCAGCUGCUGCAGCCGCAGGUGGCUGAACCCCCACCUGAGGCACCACGAAGCCGUGCUUCGAAGGAGUACCCGUGA